AUGAGCAAUAAUAUUCCUACUUCACGUCCUAGACCUUUAUCAGAACAAUGGAAGACAUCUUCAAAUGAUAGUUGGAAGACAUCUAGUUCAAGUUUAAACAGUAAUAAAAGCCUCGAAACAUGGAAAAUGUCUACAAAACCUCGUCAUGCUCAAUUACACACCAUGGAGGAUCCAAGAACAAAACGACAGUCUGCAACUCCGACCAUGAUGAAUAAUUCUCCUUGGCCAAGCAAGCCAUUACCGCAAGAACCCAUUGAGCCUUUUAAUGUCAUAUUACCUCCACAGACAGAAGGAUAUGCUCCUUUUCAUUUGAAUAAGCCUGUUCAUUCACAAUAUCCUCCUGUUCAUUAUUCUUAUGAUACCUAUCCAGCGCUAGAUUAUACUCCUCCUAUGAAUCAAACGAUUGAACAUCCACCUCAUAUGAACCAUACUGUAGAGUAUGCGCCGCAUAUGAGUUACUAUCCACCACCACAGAUAAAUAUGGAAACACAAGAACCACCUAUGAAUUAUUAUCCAUCGCGAGUGGAUAAAAAAGACCCACCAAAACCAACAGAGAUCAAAAAGAAAGACAAACCAGAAAAAAAAGUACGCCAAAUUACAGUCCAGUCCAUUAAUGCAGAACAUCGUGUCUGGAUUGAUGUGCUGCCUUCAGAGACAGGUCUUUCUUUAGCAGAAAAAAUUCAUGUCAUUGCUACUUUUCGAACUCGAAAGAUUGUUUCAAUUACAACUGCAUCGGGUAGAAAAAUUCCUCUUGACAAUCGUCCUGUCUUUGGCAGUUGGAUGGACAUGGAAGAUUUUGUAGAUGGAGAAAGAUGGUCAGUAGAGUGGCGAGAGAAUGAUAGAGGUGUGGUUGAUAAGUUACUGUCGAAAAUGGUGCAGGCAAGUGGUGGGAAGCGCAAAGAUCAUGUAGCAAAAUAA
Messenger RNA from Gilbertella persicaria, 918 nucleotides. RefSeq lists its product as uncharacterized. The transcript is spliced from 3 exons. The coding region runs from base 1 to 918 and encodes 305 amino acids. The record is from RefSeq and is a predicted model, not a curated record. Lineage: Eukaryota; Fungi; Mucoromycota; Mucoromycetes; Mucorales; Choanephoraceae.